AACAAGCAUCCUUUUUACAAAUAAAUUAAAAAUGAUAUUACCAAAAUUUGUAAUCACUUCCCUUGUUAGACAUAAUUAUGCACCAAUUUUUCGUAAACAUAUUUCCACUACAACCUCAUGCUCUAUUAAAGAAAUUUUGGAAAAUAAGGAAGGUGAGCAAUUGAUUGUUCAGGGUGUUUACAAAGAUUCUCCCAGAGCUCGUGAUCUGUUGGAUGAAGCAAAAAAAGCAAAUUUUUGCCCAGAAUGUACAUUAGGUUUGGAGAUUAAACAUACAGAUGUUUUAAUUUUAAGCCAGUACGUUCGUAAUGACGGAUGUAUGCUGCCAAGAAGAGUGACAGGAUUGUGUAAAAGACAACAGCGUAAAAUUGGAUCUUUAGUAACUAUGGCUCAAAAAGCUGGUCUUAUGCCUAAUUUAAAUCCAGUUAAUAGCCACAAGAAUCCCAAAAAACGAUUUGGUUGGAAGAAAUAUAAUAAAUAUUACAAUGAAUUUACAAUUAAAUAUUGAAAUUGAGCAAUAAAAUUAAUUUUUAUGUCAAUAAUAAUAAUAAUGUUAGUUUCUCGUAAUUAUAAAUGGAAAUUAAUUUUGCAUAUUCAAUAAAUUUAGGUGAAAUUUUUUAUUAAAUUUUCACGAAUUUUUUAGGCAUAUAC
Condylostylus longicornis is the source of this 648-nucleotide messenger RNA. It is a transcript of the gene mRpS18A, whose product is annotated as 28S ribosomal protein S18a, mitochondrial. The coding region runs from base 32 to 505 and encodes 157 amino acids. Gene Ontology annotation, cellular component: ribosome; mitochondrial small ribosomal subunit. NCBI's taxonomy places the organism in Eukaryota, Metazoa, Arthropoda, Insecta, Diptera, Dolichopodidae. The transcript has 2 exons. Gene Ontology annotation, molecular function: structural constituent of ribosome; small ribosomal subunit rRNA binding. Gene Ontology annotation, biological process: mitochondrial translation. The record is from RefSeq and is a predicted model, not a curated record.